AUCACAACCGUCGCAAUGGCCAAAUCCAAGAACUCGUCGCAGCACAACCAGUCGAAGAAGAACCACAAGAACGGUAUCAAGAAGCCAAAGACCAACAGAUACCCGUCGCUCAAAGGAACCGACCCCAAGUUCCGACGAAACCACAGACAUGCGCUUCAUGGAACAAUGAAGGCACUCAAGGAGGUCAAGGAGGGCAAGCGUGAUGCGGCAUAGGCGAGAUGAUGGUCAAGAAAAAGAUCUGGAGCAUUGAGCGGGUGGAUUUACUCGACGGCUUUAUCACGGACUCCUGCCACGGCGGUGGCGCAACACGACAUUCGGACGAUGCACUUGCUUUUCGAGCGGCGUUCUCGUGAGGAUAGCUGAAAUGCAGGCCUGAUCUGCCACUUCGCAAACACCCACCUCUGUCUCGGUCUUGAGGGACUGAUACCAGUUUCGACAACACUCCCCACCCUGAGAGCAUUCCUCCUUUUCCACAACCAUCCUUCCUCAUUCCCCCCCUCCCCUGCACCCGGCAUAUGUGUGUACAGCACCUAGCAUUUCUGUGCAACGGUGACUGAAGGAAUAUCCAAAACUUGCCAAGAUCGAUCAUUGCCAUUUCAUUACCAAACACGGACGUCGUGUACUCCGUCGACGUUUGUGCAUGAAGACGUGGUAACAACUCAGAAAGAUACGCUGCCAGAGCUGAAGAGGCAUUUGGAGAGCAAGGUGAGCGCGGCGUGUACUUUGUGCGAUCAGUCAGAUGGCUGAACGCUGAAGCAAGUCUCUCAUAUAUGGGACACCGAGUUGGCGCGCAGCAAGACACUCGAGAGUAAGUAGCAUGAAAAACCGAUCGUUGGCACAGCCACACGGUACAAUGUCAGAAUCUCC
Messenger RNA from Zymoseptoria tritici IPO323, 867 nucleotides. RefSeq names its product 60S ribosomal protein L29. Gene Ontology annotation, molecular function: structural constituent of ribosome. The transcript is spliced from 4 exons. Gene Ontology annotation, biological process: cytoplasmic translation. The coding region runs from base 16 to 213 and encodes 65 amino acids. The record is from RefSeq and is a predicted model, not a curated record. Gene Ontology annotation, cellular component: cytosolic large ribosomal subunit; ribosome. NCBI's taxonomy places the organism in Eukaryota, Fungi, Ascomycota, Dothideomycetes, Mycosphaerellales, Mycosphaerellaceae.